Tilletiaria anomala UBC 951 is the source of this 666-nucleotide messenger RNA. RefSeq lists its product as uncharacterized. NCBI's taxonomy places the organism in Eukaryota, Fungi, Basidiomycota, Exobasidiomycetes, Georgefischeriales, Tilletiariaceae. The transcript has a single exon. The record is from RefSeq and is a predicted model, not a curated record. The coding region runs from base 124 to 618 and encodes 164 amino acids.
GUGCGCUUCAGUCGACUGAGCCGGCGAUCGCCCCCACCAGUUUGCGUUAGUGCACCCCCGAAUCCAGUGGCAUUUCAUGGGUAUUUGGAGCAGGCUCCCCGGAACUCUCAGGACUGGCACCGAAUGCGAAGCCACUGCAGCGCAUUGCCGGCGGGGCGCAACGCGGAUGUCCGACAGGCUGCUUCUUGCAACCCAGCUCCACAGACCGACCAUGUAAACACACAUAUAGGCGAGCCGGUGGUCAUCGCUACGAGGAGCGGGGGGAUGCAGCUCUCACUUCCCACCAGGCCACCGCAUUCUGGAGAUGGACUGCUGACAGUUAGUAGACGGCGGCAGCGAGUGCGAGCGGCAAGAGCGUAUUCUUCGUGCCUUCCCGCGAGAGGCACGGGGAACAAUGCCAGUGGCGUGCAGGUUUGCUUCAGAAACAGCACCCGAAGGUGUUGGUGCCGAGAAACUUACUCUCCCAUGUAUAUAUCUCGACUCGAAGUCGGUAUGGCGCCUGGGAGGCCCGCGCAAAAGGGAACAAAAAGAAUCGGUCUGCGACUUGCCCCCAGCCAGUCCUCCAUCGCAUCUGACACAGGGCGUCCAGGUGCAGGACGGCAGGGGUCAAGCUUCUGAGCAACGACACGCGCACAGCGCGUAAGCUCCGCUCGCGUACAAUACACC